AUACUGAAAUCCUGUAUCGAUUAUCGAUAUACUGUUUGUUUGUUUCUCCUGGCGGGCCAUAACUAACUAUCGGGCAUUUCUACUUGUCAUCAUUGAGCUCUGCGGCUUGCAUUUCAAAAGUCAUGUUUCGCAACCAGUAUGAUAGUGAUGUUACGGUAUGGAGUCCGCAAGGACGACUUCACCAGGUAGAAUACGCAAUGGAGGCCGUGAAACUUGGAACCGCAACUGUAGGUCUGAAAAAUAAAGAAACUGCUGUGCUUGUUGCUCUUUGUAAGCCCACAUCCGAGCUGUCGGCCACCCAGCGCAAGAUAAUCCCCAUUGAUGAUCACCUGGGAAUAUCAAUUGCGGGGAUCACGGCUGACGCCCGUGUUUUAAGCCGGUACUUACGUUCCGAAUGCCUGAAUUAUAAGCACUCGUACGACUCUACUUAUCCGGUCUCCCGGCUGAUCACAAACCUGGGAAACAAGAUGCAGACCACUACUCAGCGCUACGAUCGACGUCCAUAUGGAGUAGGUCUUCUGGUCGCCGGCUACGAUGAAAAGGGGCCUCAUGUCUAUCAAGUCACGCCAUCGGCGACCUUUUUUAAUUGCAAAGCCAAUUCCAUUGGAUCACGUUCCCAAAGCGCACGCACCUAUUUGGAGCGCAAUCUGGCCAAGUUUUGGGACUGCUCAAACGAUGAUAUCAUCUGCCAUGGCAUUCUGGCUAUUCUUGGAACUCUUCCCACAGAUGAACAUCAAAGCAAAGAAAAUGCAGCCCAGUUUAACAUUACUGUGGCCAUCGUCGGUAAAAAUCAGCCAUUUAAAAUUCUUACAGAGGCAGAGAAUGAAAAAUAUCUUAAGAUGGCCAAGGAGAAGGGUGCUCCAGUUGAAUCGCCCAGGGACGACGAUGAUGAUGACCGCCCAUCUCCCCCAGACGUACCAGAAGCCGGGCCUCGCGACCCAGAAGUCUUGGUUGCGACUGAGCAGCGCCCCUAAGCUUUUGUACGGAUAUGAAAUCAUCUUAACCAUUAAAAAUGUAAGAUUGAAGGAUACAAUAAAAUUGUUCAUGCAUUUGCAUAGAUCUUAAAACUGAAA
This is a messenger RNA of Drosophila eugracilis, 1073 nucleotides long. RefSeq names its product proteasome subunit alpha type-1 (gene Prosalpha6). The coding region runs from base 123 to 974 and encodes 283 amino acids. The transcript is spliced from 3 exons. Gene Ontology annotation, cellular component: nucleus; proteasome core complex, alpha-subunit complex; proteasome core complex. The record is from RefSeq and is a predicted model, not a curated record. Lineage: Eukaryota; Metazoa; Arthropoda; Insecta; Diptera; Drosophilidae. Gene Ontology annotation, biological process: ubiquitin-dependent protein catabolic process.